AUGGAUAUUACUGACAGGAAUGAACUGAAGACAUUUUUUGAAACCAACUGCUCACAGAUUUAUUUUAUCUUCUAUGAAAAUUUCAUCACACUGGAAAGUAACUUAAAGCAAAAAGGGAACAAAUCUCAACGGGAGGAGCUGGACUCCAUCCUCUUUAUUUUUGAAAAAAUUCUGCAACUUCUACCUGAGAAAAUCAACAGUCGAUGGCAGUUUCACAGUAUAGGUUCUAUACUCAAAAAACUUUUGCACACUGGAAACUCUUUCAAGAUCCGCUGUGAGGGCAUGCGUCUGUUCCUGCUCUGGCUGCAGGCUCUGCAGAGUAACUGUGCCGAAGAACAGCUCCUCAUCUUCGCCUGUCUGAUCCCAGGAUUCCCUGCUGUACCCUCAUCCAGAGGACCCUGCACACUGGACACCAUCAUAUACAACCCCUUUUCCAACCCACCCGAUGCAUUGGUGUUCCUGACAAACUCUGCCAACGUGUUCCUGUUGGAGCCGUGUCAGGAUGUGCCCAAGCUGUUGGAGAACCAGCUAGAUGUGUGCCGAGCUGUGCUCAGCGUCUACCGUCACAUUAUUAUGGAGCAAAACAUGAACCGCCCGACCUGGGAGCAGUUGCUGCAGGUGUUGCUGAGGAUCACAGAAGCAGUGAUGAAGAGACCACAGGAGAACCAAAGAAAAGACACAUUCGCCCACAACCUGGCCAGCAUCCUCUUCAAAACGAUCUUCGUGGCGUGGGUGCGGUCUAACCUGACCGUCUUUAUCUCUCGUGAGCUGUGGGACGAGCUGCUGGUUGUGCUGUCCUCUCUCAGUCACUGGGAGGAGCUGGUGUUCGAGUGGGCCAGCAUCAUGGACUCUCUCACCGCAGUACUGGCCCGUCACGUCUACAGCCUGGACCUCCACAACCUACCGCUGGACAAGCUCUCAGAGCAGAAGGAAAAGAAGCAGCGGGGCAGGGGAGUGAUGCAGGACUCCCAGAAGGCUACAGAUGUACCGCGGUCGUUCUCCUUGAGCUGGAGGAGCUCUGGAGACCAGGUGGGCUCUCAGGAGCCCAUGAGGUUCCGCAGUGCCACCACCACUGGAGCUCCCGCUGUGGAGAAAGCUCGCAACAACGUCAGGCAGAAAGCAUCAGCUAAGCGAAGUCAGUCUAUCAGCAACUGUGUGCAUCUUUGUGAGGCUUUGCCGGCCACUAAGAGUGUGCCCAUGCUGCUCCACACUGUCAGCUCUUUCUUACCUGGUAUCUCUCACAGACUCUCAGAUGUGGAGGAGUGUCAGCUGUCUGAAUGUGAGAUGGGGGAUGGAGACAGUCCUCUGCCCCGCAGCAGUAGCACCUCUGACAUCACACAGCAGAUCACCGACACCUUCCCAGGUCAGAAGAGAGAUGAGUCUGUGUCAGAGAGCAGCUCUACAGGGAAAAGAGAGAGCGAUGCACCCACGAUUCUGAUCCGGCGGAGCAGCAGUCCAGCGGAUCUGGAUUAUCCAGCAGACGGAGCUCCAGCAUUCCUGAAGAUUAAACUACGGGAGAAAAGUGAGAGUGUGAGCAGUGAGACGUCUAAUGGUUAUCUGAACGAUGCUGAGGCGGGUCUGCUGGCGUGGCACGCGGUCGAGGAGGAGCCGGACUCUCCCUCUACACAUGACAUGAGCAUGAGCGCUACCAUGGAUACAGUGAGCCAGAGGAGCCUCCUGCUCAGCCACACUGAAGCACUGGCAGGGUCAGAUUGUGCCGCCCCUCCUCACUGUCCCCCAGUGUCUCCGGCUCUCCUCGUGCCUCAUGGCUGCUGCGAGGGCCCUCAGCUCCUGGAGGAUGCCAUGAAUGUGCCUCACCAUCUGGACAGCAGUGAGUUUCUGGCUGAUGACAUCAGCAUCAUCGCCGGCGGCAGUUUGACCGGUUGGCACGCCGACUCGGCCUUCGUUCUCUGGAGGAGGAUCUUGGGGAUUCUGGGUGAUGUGAACAGCAUCCGCUGUGCCCGCAUCCACGCCAAGGUCUUCAGUUACCUCUACGAGCUCUGGCACAAGCUGGCCAAGAUCAGAGAUAAUCUUGGGAUCCGAGUGGAUGCAGACACAGCCGUGGCCAGACCCUUGUUCAUCCCUCCUCUGCGCAUGCUGGCCUCCUGGCUUUUCAAGGCUACCAUGCUGCCGUCAGAGUUCAAGGCUGGGAAGCUCCAGGCGUAUAAGCUGAUCUGUGAGAUGAUGACCAAACAUCAGGACGUGCUGCCCAACAGUGACUUCCUGGUGCACCUCUACCACGUCAUGCAUAAAGGCUUCACCAGCGAAGACCAGGACUACCUUGUGAACAUCCUUUUGAAGACGGCACGCAAUGAGACAUGUGAAGGAGCCAGGUGUGUAGCGAUCUGCAGUCUGGGGCUGUGGGUGUGUGAGGAGCUGAGACAGACAGAAACUCACCAUCAGGUCAAAGAUGCCAUUAACGUCCUGGGCGUCACGUUGAAGUUUGGAAAUAAGGUGGUGGCCAAUGUGGCCUGUGACAUCUUUCAGCUGCUGAUUUCUCACUGGCAGCACUUACAGAGACUGGAUCCGUCCCUUCCCAAAAGAAUUAUAGAGAUUUUUGUAGCAACCAUAGCAUUUCUUCUGCCCAGUGCUGAACACUCAACAGUUGAGGCAGAUAAAAAGUUAAUGGUGUCUCUACUGCUGUGCCUGCUGGACUGGUGCAUGGCCGUACCUCUCUCCAUCCUGCUGGAGCCCAUCACUAUGCCUGUGCUGGACGACCCAGCCUCGCAGAAAGCCCCUCUACUCGACUACAUUUACAGGGUGCUGCACACUUGUGUAUCAGGGUCUAAUCUGCACACUCAACAGAGUCACUACCUCCUCAGCCUUGCUGAUCUGUCGACAGACUAUGAACCCUUCCUUACUUUAGGCAAUGUCAAGAGCUUUGAACCAUCGCCCAUACACAAUGUCAUGGGAGACUUCGGAAAUCUCCUCACUGUGGCUGAAGAAAAGAAAAGGAGAAGCCUGGAGCUGAUUCCUCUGACCGCUCGGAUGCUAAUGACACACCUGGUCAAUCAUUUGGGCCACCAUCCUCUCAGUGGCGGCCCUGCCCUCUUAAACAGCCUGAUCAGCGAGAACCACGACAACCCCUACGUAGAGUCUUCUGAGCUCUCCUCUGAAGUCUUCAAAAGCCCCAAUCUACAGCUCUUUGUCUUCAAUGACAGCACACUAGUCUCAUACCUACAGAUCCCUUUUGACAGUUCCAGCACGGCCCAAGUAAGUGCCAACCCGAGGGAUCAUUCCUCUGAGGUCCGCGUCAUCGUCAGGGACAUCUCGGGAAAGUACUCGUGGGACGGCGGUGUUCUGUUCCGCACUUUGGACGGAACUGGCUUGAGUUUGGGUGGCAACAGAGAUCAGUUGUCACACGACGCCACUCACUCUGUCCGCUUCAGUAAAUGCUCCUCUGAGCUGGAAGUGGAAGAUGGCGUGGAUGUGUUGGACCAGCUACUGGAAGACCUUGGCCACAGCAGCCCCGAGUGCCUGCCGCAGCCCCAGCUGAGGCUCACCCAGCCGCCCUCUCCACCCAUCGGCAUGAACCCUGAGAUGGAAGGGCUCAUCAUGGAUGCCAUCCACAGACAGGCCAAGCAGGAGGACGAGGAGCUGGCCAGACGACAGACUGAAGACCCCAGCAUCAGAGCAGAGAGACAGAGAGAGCCCACGCAGCACGAGCCCAAAUCUCCUUUUUUCCUCUGCAGACUUCUCCUCAAUGACCUCGGCAUGAACUCAUGGGAUCGCAGAAAAAGCUUUCAUCUUCUAAAGAAGAACUCCAAGCUCUUGAGAGAGCUGAAGAAUUUGGACUCAGGGCAAUGUCGAGAGACGCACAAGAUUGCCGUGUUCUACAUUGGAGAAGGCCAGGAGGACAAAUGCUCCAUUCUGUCCAACACUGAGGGCAGUCAGGCUUACGAGGACUUUGUCUCUGGGCUGGGAUGGGAGGUGAAUCUGGCCACUCACUGUGGGUUUAUGGGUGGUUUGCAGAGAAACGGCAGCACAGGAAGCACAGCACCAUAUUACGCUACCUCCAACGUGGAGGCCAUCUUCCAUGUGUCGACUCGCAUGCCUUCUGACUCAGAUGACUCCAUCACAAAAAAGCUUCGUCACUUGGGAAACGAUGAAGUGCACAUCGUGUGGUCGGAGCACACGCGGGAUUACAGACGAGGAAUCAUUCCCACCGACUUUGGAGAUGUCCUCAUCAUUAUCUACCCAAUAAAAAACCACAUGUUCUUUGUUCAGAUCAUGAAAAAACCCCAGGUUCCUUUCUUUGGGCCUCUGUUCGAUGGGGCGAUAGUGACUGGAACGCUGUUGCCGAGUCUGGUGCGGGCCACGUGCAUCAAUGCCAGCAGGGCUGUGAAGUCUCGACUGCUGCUUUACCAGAGUUUUUAUGAGGAGAGGGCUCUCUACCUGGAGGCCAUCAUUCAGAACCACAAGGAGAACAUGACCUUUGAGGACUUUGCUGCCCAGGUCUUCUCGCCUUCCCCCAGCUACUGGCCAACGGGAGGUGCAGGUUCCCUCAGCUGCAGCACGAGCGCUGACCUCAGUGUUACUGUGACGACCAUCGAGUCCGGCGACCAGGUCUCGCCCACUAUACCGCGCGCCUCUAAGAACCGGGUUUCCGGAAAGCUCCGCCGCUCGGCCAGCGCCAUCAGCAAGUCCUCUAACUGAACACUUCCACCAGCCGUCAGACUGCAUUGUGGAUGAAUGUAUCAUUUGACUCUAAUGCUUUCCACCUGUUGUUGUUUUUUCCUUUUUGAAGCCGAGUCGCAGUGAAAGAUGCAACUGUUGUCGCAAAAUGAUGACGCUUCACCUGUCGUGAAGAAAGAGAAACUGCAAUUAUGCUGAAGUAAAUCUUCAAAUGUGAAAUUCAUUGCUAUUUUCGAAAUAAUGCUGCAUUUGGAAUGGAUUUACGGAUCCCAAAAAUGUCCUUACGACCGAGUCGCAAAUGAAUAAUACGAAACAUUUCAAAAACCCUGAGGCUUUAGCUAGUUUUUAAUACUCUCAUUGUCCAGUACUUUGAGCUUUUCUUCAUGUCAAACACUGAAAACCCAAUCACUGAUGCAUAUGGGAGAGACUUUUGUUGUUGUCGUUGUCCCGUCCCAGCACUGAGACGCUCUGAAAGAAUACUGACACUUUUGAAUCAUCAAAAAAAAGAGAGAGUCUGCUUUUAAUGCUUUCAGAACGUAAUCAGUGCAACCGACUGCAAUGAAAUCACGAUCUCUUUUGAUAUUAUGAUUUUCUUUUAAGUGACUCGUUUGAUUAUUUUACGGAACUGAUUUAUGCAACAUGCUGAAUUGAAAAGGCUCCCGUUGUUUGUAAAUCUGUGGAGGUGUAGCACAAAUGUGAGCUUCUUAAUUUGGGAAUUGAACGUCUCCCAUUCCCGUCAUGUAAAUCUACUCCAGCAUUCCGAUGUUUUUGCACUCGCUCAGUGGUGGUCGAUGUUAGUUCCGUUCUUCCCUCUGUAUUUGGAUGUACAUUGCUUUUAUUUUGAUUUGAUUUGAUAAUAUAUAUAUUUGUUUCAUGUUGUGUGUGUGUAUAGAUAUAUAUAUAUAGAGAGAGAGAGGGAGAGAGAGAAAUAUCUGCCAUCGUACUAUUCCUGACUAAACGGAGGAAAGGCCUCCAGAGCCUCAGGUGAAGCUGAUGCUUGCACUGGCUGUUUAUGAAGGGAGCUGUUCACAGUGCCUGUGUAAUACCUGUCCGGAUUUUCUGAGUUUUUGCUGUUUUCUUUGUGGUUUCUGCCAUCGUUUAAUUGAUCCUGCACACUUCCUACAUGGAGAGCAACGAGUUGUACAUUUCACUGGAGUAAAUUGAAUGAGAUUGUCUGCAUUUUGUGAAAGCUGCUUUUGUCUGAUUAGAUGCUGGAUGGGGGGGUUCUUUUCCAGCUGCUUCCCCGAUUCCCGAGUGCCCUUUACUGUACCAGCAGCAUGCCAGCGCUUCUCUCUCUCUCUCUCUCUCUCUCUCGUGCCGCCCCUCUCUGUUCCCGUAGAGACCCGGCCUGGUUGCCAUGGAGGCCAGGUGUUACACACGCUGCAGGCUCCACGCAGGCUGCAACAGGACACAUGUUGCACUACUUUGCCUUACCUGUACACUUGUCUUUGUUUCGCUUCGCCUGAUACUUUUUCUCUCUUCCAAAUGCUAAGUACCAUGCUCUGAAUGAAAAACGCUGACGAAUGUAUGCAAACCGACCUGAAAUCUCAACUGAGAACCUGCAGAUUUGAAAUGGGCUUUGGGUUGAAAAUACUGCAGCUGGCCUAACUUCUGUUUGAUUAUGAUAUGUUCGUUGUAGACUUUGUUGUUAGCCUUGUAUAUUGUCUCUUCUUUUUUUUUCUUUGAAUGUUCUAAAUUCUGAAGGGUAUAAAUAUAUUAAUGCCUGUAAUAUAAUCUUUAUAUAAGACAUUGAAGAUAAGGAAGCUUGAAGAUUUUGUCAUGACUUGUUAACAUAUCAGACUGUUUUUAAUAGAAGUAAUCACUUUAUCUUUACUAGAAAUGUGAAGAAAUC
Molecule: messenger RNA, 6487 nt
Organism: Sinocyclocheilus grahami
Lineage: Eukaryota; Metazoa; Chordata; Actinopteri; Cypriniformes; Cyprinidae
Product: ral GTPase-activating protein subunit alpha-2-like
Exons: 34
Coding region: 1-4656 (1551 amino acids)
Biological process (GO): positive regulation of GTPase activity; regulation of small GTPase mediated signal transduction
Cellular component (GO): cytoplasm; nucleus
Molecular function (GO): GTPase activator activity
Source: RefSeq, a predicted model, not a curated record